Molecule: messenger RNA, 847 nt
Organism: Suillus clintonianus
Lineage: Eukaryota; Fungi; Basidiomycota; Agaricomycetes; Boletales; Suillaceae
Product: bucentaur or craniofacial development-domain-containing protein
Exons: 4
Coding region: 83-817 (244 amino acids)
Source: RefSeq, a predicted model, not a curated record
GUUCAGGAGUGAAAGAAGUGAUGCUUGUUGACAACUAUUAUUUAACACCUUCAAAUUCAACAACGUCAAACAACGCCACACAAUGUCUCCUCCACGCGACCCAACAUCCGACUCCGAAGAUGAUGACCCAGACUACGCGCCUCCCGAGCAUCAAGACUCAGAUAGUUCUGGAGAUGAAGAAGGAAACGAUGAGACUAAUGUGACGAAUGAAGUGAAAGAGGAAGAUCUAGCCGAGAAGAAAAAGGCGCGCGAUGCUCUAUGGGCUAGUUUCCAAGCGUCUAUCGCCACGCCACCGCCUCCGAAGGUCGAGGAAGCGCCAAAGAAGCUCGUGAAGAUAGAGAAACGCUACCUUUUCGCAGGGAAGAAUAUAGUAGAAGUGGUUGAAGUUUUUGAGGACUCGGAAGACGCGAAAAAGUGGCCACGGUGGGAUCCCUCAGACUCGGCGUCGUCUGCUGCUGCGGCACCAGCCCAGGAUUCUUCGUCUUCAACUAGCGAUAUGAAUGCAUCAGCAUCGAGUUCAGCAGCUUCCAUGAAGCCUGCAGCACAGAAGUCUACCCUAAGAAAACCCCCAGGUCCUCGCAAGCCUCGCACGUCGUUGGCGGACAUACCAACUCAGAAGGCCAAGAAGAUUACUACUCUUGACAAAUCUGCAAUGGACUGGCGCACACAUGUCACGUCGAGCGACGUUAAGGACGAGCUUGAUGCUAACCGGCGCGGAGGUGGCUACUUGGAAAAGAUGGAUUUUUUGAAACGAGUCGAGGACAGGAGAGAGGAUGCGUAUGAAGCGAGCAAGUCUAACAAAAGGCGAAGGACAUGAGACGUGAGGACAAGUCGUUAUUGCAGUCGA